Cetraspora pellucida is the source of this 1236-nucleotide messenger RNA. The record is from the annotation of a GenBank genome assembly. NCBI's taxonomy places the organism in Eukaryota, Fungi, Glomeromycota, Glomeromycetes, Diversisporales, Gigasporaceae.
AUGCACUAUUUUACUUUCGAUAUUGUCUCUUCUUUACCUGAAGAACUUAGUAUUCAAAUUCUGUGUUUUCUUUCUGUCAAAAGCUUGAUGCAAUGUCAACUUGUAUGCAAGCGUUGGAGAAAUUUUGCUAACGAUCCCAUCAUAUGGAAAAGAAAAUGCCUCGAAUUAGCCUAUCACGACAUUAAUCCGAUAAAAUCACCUUCCAAUCCUGUCUUAUGGUAUUCUUUGUAUCGUAAAUUUUUUAAACGCGAAAACAAUUGGGGAAGUGGGCGUGUUCAAACUGUUGAUUAUCUGAAAGGACAUUCCAGUCGAAUUUUUUUUGUCGCAAUUAAGGAUGGAAUGGCUGUCAGCCUCGCUUGGGAUAGAUCUAUGCGAUUUUGGGAUGUCGAGCAGGGUCUCUGCUUAUCUGUUAUAUCAUUAAACCAUAUGGCAGAAGAAGUAGACUUUUUGCCAAAGAAAUGGGUAGUUGCUGUAUCCUUUCGGAUGGAGUUUAUUCACGUUUAUAAUCUUCGUGAAGGAAAUUCCAAAGUGGUGCUUGUAAGUCAUAAACGAGUUCCACUUCAUUGUGUGAAUAUAGGAGAAGAAAUCUUGGUUUCUGGUUCAGACGAUGGUAUAAUUAACGUUUGGGACUGGCGUUCUACCAAAUUGCUAACUUAUUUUGAAACUCGGGGUGGGGUACUUUAUGUGAAAGUCGUUAAUUCGAGUACUAUAGUUUCACUUCAUAACGAUGGCAUUAUUCAGGUGUUUUCCGUGACACAAAACAAGGUUAUACAGCAAUAUUCGUUUCUUCCAAUGGUUUUUGAUGACAUAUUGCAUAGUGCGGCCAUUAACAGAGAAUGGAUUCUAUGUGCCACCCAAGACCUUAUUUAUCUUUUGAAGUGGCAAUUCGUGCCAGAUACAUUUGAGAUAGAUGUAACAAAACCACCUACUUUCAAUUGGAAAAUGGAUGCACCUGCUGUAGUUCCAUGGUGCGGUUGCCUUGCUGGUAAAGGACGUUCUGUUUUAAGCAAUUGUUCAUCAACUGGUCCUAUUUGCGUUGUGAAACCUGGUGGUAGUGUCAAAUUUUUAACUGAACCUGGUCAAGGCGUCGAUUCUCUUAAGGGUUUUAGGCUGUUAACUUUGACCGAACAACCUACCUUUAUGGAUGUUGACGAUCGUUUCUUAUUGAUUGGAACAAAACAAGGAAAAUUGAUACGUUGUGGGUUUGAUGAUACACAGUUACCUCUUGUAGGAUAA